Molecule: messenger RNA, 933 nt
Organism: Micromonas commoda
Lineage: Eukaryota; Viridiplantae; Chlorophyta; Mamiellophyceae; Mamiellales; Mamiellaceae
Gene: XBR1
Product: antisense non-coding
Exons: 2
Coding region: 1-75 (24 amino acids)
Source: RefSeq, a predicted model, not a curated record
AUGGUGUCUUGCUUCGUUCGUACCUUCGUUCCUUCGAACGUUCCUUCGAAGGAACGAAACGAAGUAUUUAUAUAAGGUAUUCUGUAUUUCAAUCAUGUGGGAACCCACUCUUUCCAUUUUUUGUCCCGUGCCAAUAACAUUCUACACUUGCUCGUGGGAAGUUAUCUCGACCGGUUGGGUGGCAGCGACGAGAACAGGAAAUUACACGCUCCAAGAAAAAGUACGCAGGGCAAGCUUUUGAAGAGUUGGUUUUAUAUGAUUCUUCGGCAAACACUGCUGGUUUCAGGUUGAAAAAAAUUAUCAUCCAUCUCCCCCCAUGACAGGGAGUUGUAUCCGUGUUUAGGGUCAUAUGCGGAAUAAUUGAUCGGUGAAUACAAGCGAGGCCUUCCGCCAACAAAUAUAUGUCAUGCAUUCGUACCUUUUCGAUCUUCGCAAAUUCCCACUCUUUGUUCUGUGCAAAAUAUUGCUUGUCAGAGGGAAAUGUGACGAAGCGCAAAAAAAACAUACACAAAGAGGACAGUUGCUUCGGGUACGCAGCCAUUUCGAUAUGCAAUCGAGGUGGAAAACAUGCCCACAGUUACCCCAGGCAAUGCUCAGACCUUCUUCUGACGCUGAAGAUGGAUUUGCCUGAUAUUCGAUGCUUGGUUCAUGCAAACUGUUACGGCAAAUAGCGCAAGUAUCGGUGCAAAUUGACCAAGACCACACGGCAACUGCGUUCCACUGUCACACGAAAGCUCAGAGUCGCGAAAUGCUAAGUUGGAAAUGCAUAUGCACUCACCCUUUUUACUUCAAAGUUUUUCUUAUGUGUCGCCAUGGGAAAGGAAAGUCUGUUCUCGCCUGUUCAAACUUUUGCAUCAUAUAUAGAUCCUGGGCAAAUAUUUUUUUGCUUUCGAAACACUAACUUUUAAUUUCACCGAAUAUCGAUCUCCGUCU